Molecule: messenger RNA, 5120 nt
Organism: Anopheles stephensi (Asian malaria mosquito)
Lineage: Eukaryota; Metazoa; Arthropoda; Insecta; Diptera; Culicidae
Product: akirin
Exons: 5
Coding region: 739-1350 (203 amino acids)
Biological process (GO): positive regulation of transcription by RNA polymerase II; positive regulation of innate immune response
Cellular component (GO): chromatin; nucleus
Molecular function (GO): transcription coregulator activity
Source: RefSeq, a predicted model, not a curated record
AAACGCGCUGGUAAGCUCGAACGGCCAUAUUUUCUUUCACUUCGGAUAAAAAUAAAAUGCCAUUUCACGCGAAAUCGGCGUAACGGGCAUGUGGAGUGGUGCGUAAUUACGCUGGGCCAGAAAGAAAGUGUCGUUUUUACCAUCAAUUGUGUGUGAGCUUGUCCCAUUCGUUAGCUGAUUCUUCCCCAUUAUCGUCUCGACACACGGCAGUAGCAGGGUGCGUAGUAGAGUUUGCCAGAGUUCGCUGCGGAGGUGAUUAAAAUACUGUAAAAUCUCGCGAUCGUUGUACGGCGGCUGGUGUGUUUACUAGGCUCGCGGUGUUCCGGUAUACUUGGCGUGAAACGCAUCUUCAUCGUCCGUCGUAGUAGCGAGCGUAGAAACACACGUAAAGCCACGAAAUACGAUAGUGCGAACAAGAGAUAGAGAGAGAGUGAGUGAACGUAUGUGAUUUCUCUGUCACGCUAAUACGAGAGAAAGAGAGAGAGAGAAAGCGAGAAGGCUGAUACGGUGGUGCUGUAAACGUAAAGUGUGCGCUCGUGUGUGUCGGUUCUGAAUGUGGUUGUAGUGGUGCAGAGUGUGUACACUGUGUUUGUUCGAGACGGAUCUUUUCCUGUGUCUCACUGUAGGCCGCAAGAAAAGUUUACAAAAACCGUUGAAACGACGGACGUAGUGUGGACUUGGGAUCAUCAGUAGCAGCAGCAGCAGCAGCAGUACCAAUCAAUCCUCAGCACAGCAACAAUGGCGUGUGCAACGUUAAAACGUUCGCUUGACUGGGAAAGUCUAAACCAGCGGCCCACGAAACGGCGAAGAUGUCAUCCGUUCGGCAGCUCCAGCCAGAGCUCAUCUGCCUCCGCCUCCUCUCCAUCAUCGUCGGCCUCAUCUUCCACAUCCGUUGCGGCGGCCGCGGCUGCCGCGUCGAUGCGCGUCAUGGAACCGAAACCGUCGCCUUUUGCAGAAGCCACCUGUUCCAAACUGACACCAGAAAAAAUGGCACAAAAUAUCACGGAGGAAAUCAAAAGACUGCACCGCAGGAAACAGCUCACCUUCAACAGCCACAACGUCGAGCGCAUGCAGGAUUCGGAAUCGAGCGGCUCGGAAAUGGGCCCGGACAGUCCCCGCCGACCAGACAGUCCACCGAGCAUGGUGAAAAAUCCAGAGAAAGCCCUGUUCACCUUCAAGCAGGUACAAAUGAUCUGCGAACGUAUGCUGAAGGAGCGAGAGGAUGCCUUGAGGGAACAGUAUGAUGCAGUGCUGACCACAAAACUAGCCGAACAAUACGAUGCAUUUGUGAAGUUCACAUACGACCAAAUACAGAGACGUUACGAAGCAGCGCCAAGUUACCUCUCCUAAUCAGGGAUCAUUGGAAAAUAUAAACUACGUGAAGGCAUACCUACCAGCAACGGCGCGCUAAACAGAAGAGGAAUUAAUUACUAAAUCACGAAUAAUAAAUAGAUACACACGUAAAUACACACACACGCAACCGAGCAGAAUAUGUGUGUGUGUGUGUUGUAGCUUAAGGUAUAGCAGCUGCUCUCCUACAUCUCUAUACAGGCGCAUCCAGGGAUUCCUAACUCACAGAAGAAGCAGCAAACUGCAACGCGUCAGCAGCCGAAACACAGCCAAAAAAACAAACACAAAAAUGCAUCAAAAUCACUCAAACCGCAAGUAAGAAUGCGUUCAAUACACACACAACAUUAGCUAUACUGCAACGCGGGGCGGGGAUGCAAACCAGACCAGACCACACGAAUACGAUUUUAUUUUGCUGAAGGAUAUCUUUGCUGGUGGUGAACCAUCGCCCCGUCUCACACAUCUCUUCUCGGCUUAUAUUUUGUUACUUUCGUUAGCUUGAGUUUACUAUUUCGUUUCGUAAUAAAUGCGUUUUUCUUUUUGGCUCGUAGUAACUAUACCUGAUGCGGACGAUUAAGCAUUACUUCCGGAAGGCACUGAGGGAAUGAGCUGUGUGCCACUAUAAAAGUUUUCCAAAUUAAAUUCUAUUCUAAGAACAAGUUUUUCUUUUGUUUUACUCGUAUUGCGUUGUUAAUGAAAUGGAUGUGUAUGUGUGUCCAACAUUUGGCCCACCAAGGCUGUAUGGAGCGCGAAAAGCACAAUCACAUUUGCCUAAUUGAUCUUUAUGUUUUUCACGAGUUGUUGCAAUUCAAUACCACACCCUCUCUUAGCCACUAAGUUAGCUCAAAUUUCCGUUGUUUUGUUUUUCCUUUGUUUGCAAAAACACAUUUGUUACACGUAAAAGCUGCGCCGCCGACAACGACGUGACGACGCGCCGUAAGCAUUCUCAGUAAUUUAUUAAGCAAGUCCGUCACUCCCCGCAACUACCUACAAUCAGGCAGAAGCAAUGCGCCUUCCUUCGUGGUGUAUUCCUUCUGGUCUGGCGUUUGGUUGCGCGACUUGGUUCCCUGCUCUGGUGUCUCUGGGUGGUAGGGAACGACACUUUCUUACUAGAAUAUUUAGCACGUAAGAAGCCGGUGCACCUUCCUGCGCUUUUUUGGUCGGUGGGAGCGAGCUUUCCGAGCCAGGAUUCGGGAGGAAUUGUGUGUCCGAUUCCCCCCCCCCCCCCCCCCCCCCCAUCGUCGAACCGUAGUCCUAAUGUGAGUUGAGAGUAGGUUUAAGCUCGUAUAAUGUGUGUACUGUGUUUGGUUAGCCCGAUCGAUAAAAUAUAUUCCUUUGACUGCGGAACUAAUUUGUCAUAUUAGUUAGAGCAGAUGCUCUCGUCACAUUCGGAUUGUUCUAAAUAAGCAUAAAGGCACAACGUAAUUUACAACAACAGUUUCGUAAAAUGUACACUCUUUUUCUCGAUCGAUUUUUUCUAACAUAAUUUCGGCAAAUGAAGGUUAUAAUAGUUCGGGAGCAAAUUGAAACGAUAACUACACAUGCUACUACUGUAAUAACGACGGGAAAGAAAAUGACACAAAAAGUAAGCAAAGGAAAACUCUAACUACAAGCAUAAGAGAGAGAGAGAUGGAGAGGAGGGAAAAAACCACAAAAUAUAUAGUAAACACUAAGAGGAAGUAGGAAAGAAAGAUAGAAACAAAACGCAACGUUAACUGAUAAGUCGUUUAUAUACACGAAUAUAUGUUUUGUAUGAAAAAGAAAUGAAAAACCAGAAACGGACGUACCGGAGGAACCUCGGGAAGCGCAGACACAAUGUGGAGGAAAGUCUAAGGAAAGGAAAUGGCGCAUACGAUGAGCUCUAACCGCUUGCCAACCACGAGAGCAAGCAUGAUAACGGUUCGGAUACCUUAACAGAAAGCAAAACUAUCAGCAGCAGCAAUUAACAUACUACUACUAUUACCUACUAUUGCAAACUACUAUUGCUAAAUUACGAUUACUAUUAUCUACCAGCUAAUACUACUACUACUACCAUUGCCUAAAGGUACACCAACAAACCCCGUCUGUUCAGUGCAUUAAUUGGCCUUGCUUGUUGCAGCAGCAGAUAGGUUGGGUGGGUGCCGAACGUUUCUCUUUCCUUGUUCACUUCUCGUUCAAGUAAGUGUGUGAGCCACAGUUUUGCGCAUGAUGGAAGCAAACUUAACUACAGGAUUGUUUUCUUUACUUGAGAACGGCGGCCGUGCGUCGUAUGAUGAUAUAGACAUACCGUGGCCCCCAUCGAGAGGGUUUGAUUUAAGUUUCUUUAAGCUCGUGUACCGGCCGGCGAUAGUUGUAAGGUUUGAUAGUAAACAGUUGGAAAACAAUAUUAGCACGAAAGCAAAACACAAAAAACAAACACAUUUGGAAGCAGCAUUAUCUACAUUUCUCACAAUCAACAAUCAACGGCGAUCCAAACGCUCCAAGUUCUUAUAGAAAGGGUAACAACAUAGAAGAAGAAAAACACCAGCAUACAAGCAAACAAAACAAAGCAGAAACAUAAUAGGCAUACUAAUAAACUAGGAAAAUCGGCAAUCGUUGUUAGUGGAAAAAAAAAAUGAGAUCGCGCUGCUGCUUCUCCGGGAAGAAAUAGAAUCGGUUGAAAGACGACAGACAACAACAAAAAAGAGAACGGAUGAUAUCAAAGAUGUAGCAUAACAAAGACGUAAUAAGCUCUUAGUGCUCUAGUGUUGCCAUAAUUAGUAGUAUAUAUAUUCACAGAAAAGUGUCUCUCCGUUUGCUCGACCUUUCCUUCCUUGCGCCUCAUUCAUAAGCUACACACCCGCGCGCAGUGGUGGCGUUGAUGAUGAGGAUGAGUGGUGGAGGGGGUGGUGGUGGUGGUGGUGAUAGCGAAAUGUGUGGUCUCUUAUCCUUAUCGGGUGCGAAUAUUGUCCCCGGCGAACAAACAUCCGCGGGGAAGGCAUCGAGACGAUCAUUUAUAUUAUUUAUCUGACGAAAUCAAUGCCCCCCACACACACACACAAAACAACGAUCUCCUCAUUCGGUGAUUAAUGUUGCAGUAAUAUACACAGCACAAGUAAAAAAUCAUAGUUUUAUUUACUUUCAAUAAAACAACACAAAUCUGUCUCAUGUCAGGUUGAUUUUAUAAGGAUUUAGAGAAUUUGCAAUAGCUUACAGCGAUGGAAAACCGGCUUCGAAAAUUGGCGGUGGAAGAAAUGAAUGAAGGGAGGAUAGCCUAACAGAAAAUCCCCUCAAUUAUUACUCAAACCCAGUAUAGGUCUCACUUUGGCAAACAUAUUAGAAAAAGCUGGCGGUUUUUAUUUUAUAAUUUGCAGUGAUAUGAGAUACCGACAUACAGGCAACCAAACAAGCUAGAGAAGGAGAAGGAGAAUUAAAAAAAAAAACAUCCUGGAAAAGCAAAAGUAGGGAAGAAAAUGAAGCAGCAACAAAACAAACAUGCUGAUCAUAAAAUCGACGAUACGCGAUCAACUCUAGGAUUGUACGCAAGCCGCGCUAUCAUCAUAUAUACAUAUAACUUCUAAGGACGUUCGUUUAGGAGGGUCCCCCUACUAUCGGGGCGGGCAUGGAAAGUGUGAUGGAGUGAAGCAGAGGAGGGUAACAAAAAUUGCAACAAGACAUUUGCUGCUGCCUCUAAAACCAGCGAAUAGUGUAGCCACAGCGUACUGUAAGCUAAGCAGCGCAUACAAUUUAAGCUAUAACUAACAGGAAAACAAGAAGAAACACACCAUAAGCAAAUAAAACAAACACGAAACAAA